Messenger RNA from Mizuhopecten yessoensis (Yesso scallop), 2829 nucleotides. RefSeq names its product zinc finger protein 585A-like. Gene Ontology annotation, cellular component: nucleus. The record is from RefSeq and is a predicted model, not a curated record. Gene Ontology annotation, molecular function: RNA polymerase II transcription regulatory region sequence-specific DNA binding; DNA-binding transcription factor activity, RNA polymerase II-specific. Lineage: Eukaryota; Metazoa; Mollusca; Bivalvia; Pectinida; Pectinidae. The transcript is spliced from 4 exons. The coding region runs from base 103 to 2649 and encodes 848 amino acids. Gene Ontology annotation, biological process: regulation of transcription by RNA polymerase II.
UAUGGAGGGUCGAGAAGAGGGAACUGUGAUGGUCGCCAAUAUAAGGAAAGAUAUCCGCGUUACACUGAUCAUGUCGACGUGAAAAAAACGACAGGCAUAGACAUGGAACAAGACGAUCUCGGUCAUUUUGUAUCAAAGAUCAUCGAAGCUGAGAUCUUGUUCAAACAUCUGAAUCCUAGACAACAGGAGCAGGCUCUAGGAGUGAUCAGCUCAAUGUGCAAGACAUGUGAGCAGGUUGUGGGAGGCUCCCAUCAUAGCUGGACUUCCCUAACACCACAGACCACCAAAAUUCUUGACAAAUAUUCCAGCCCCAAACAGGUGGUCCAAGGCAUUCUUUAUGAGCUAGUUAACCAGUCGGUAAAGGCAGCAGCUGACAAGUUGACCGUCUGGCCUUCUCAGAGACUGCGAGAGCGGCGAUGGUCACAUGUGAAAGUUGAAGACGGUCAUGAAAGUGAAGAAGAAGAUCAAGAAGAUACUGGAGACAUUUCAGACAAUGACAUUGAUACCGACUCCUGCAUAGAAGUCUCUCAAAGAAACAGGAAACAGCGAUAUCCAAGAAAGACAACUCUUACAGCACAAGUCAAAGGAACAAUCUACACAGGUAAAAAGCGAGGGAGGAAGCCUAAACACCUGAAAGUUGAAGACAUAGAGGCAGAAAUACUUCCAGAACCUAAAGUGGCACCAAUUAUCAUUAAACGUGGUCGAGGCCGGCCUCCGAAACGGAAAGUAUUCACAUGCGUUACUUGUGGACAAACUUUCACUCAUCAACAGUCACUAGUUGUUCAUGCACUUGAGCAUGGAGAACAGGCGAAAUCCUGUGAGAUGUGUAGUGAAGAAUUCUUAUCUCAAGAGAGUAUUGCUCUUCACCGAUGUAAGAAGAGAAAAAAAUCCAUAGUUGGCUUAAGGUUAUGUCGUGUUUGUGGGGAUGAAUUCCAAACCUCCAAACUUCUGAGGGACCAUAUGUGUAGUGAACAUGGUAUACAGAGGUCCCGGUUCUUCUGUGAGUACUGUCCCACUGGCUUCAUCAAGAAACAGUCCGUCUAUAAACAUUAUAAAAAACAUGCCGCUGGGAAAAUUGUUUGCAUGAAAUGUGGACAUUUCUCCGUAGACCUAGCUGCCCACAGUGAACAUUCCAGCACACAUAGGAAGACUGGUGCCUUCUCAUGCAACAAGUGCAGUGCCACAUUUGCAAAGUCACAACAUUUUGAACGACAUUCCGCUAAUGAGCGAGCUUGUUCCCUGUGUGGCUCGCGUUACUGCACACGGCGUGGACUAGGUCGUCAUCUAAAGGAUGAGCAUGGUAUCAUACAGAGCAAUGAUGGCAAGGUGUAUAAGUGUGAUGUCUGCUGCAAGGCUUUCGACCGACCAUAUACUCUUGAAGUACAUAAAAGAAUUCACACAGGAGAGCGGCCUGUAGAAUGUACAGCCUGUAAAUUGUUUUUCCGGACUGGAAAGGCACUGUUUAAACACAAACAGACGUACACACAUUCCAUAAAGGCCGGGGAGGAGGUAAAGGAACGCACCUUCCUAUGUUCUACCUGUGGGAAGGCUUACUUCAGGAAACAUGCUCUGCAGCGCCACAUGAGUUACCAUACUGGUGAGAAACCACACACGUGCCAGUACUGCGGUUAUAGCUGUCGCGAACCAAACAAUCUCAAACGCCAUAUGUCACUUCACUUUGAGUCACAGAGGAACUUUGUCUGCGAGAUCUGUGGGGCAGCUUUCCAUGCCAAGAAAACCCUCGAGAUGCACCAUGCAUAUAAACAUAAUGAGGACAGAAAGUUCACUUGUGAUCAGUGUUUUCUUACAUUCAAAGCUAAAAAUGCGUUAAAACGUCAUAUGAAGGUGCAUUCUGCUGAGAAGGAGUACAAGUGUUGGUGUGGCACUGCAUUCAAGCGUAUGUACAACUUGCGUCGCCAUCUGAAAGCCGUCCAUGGUGCUGACGACCUCCUUCCACCAGUGCGCAGAGUUAAUACGCUUGACAGUGAGAAGAAAAAUCCAGGGUCACGCACAGACUCCCUGCCAAUGGACAAAAUUUCUACAAGUGGACGCAAAAAAAGCACAAAGAAAUCACUUACAGCAAAGUUUGGAAGUUCAGAUCACGAUUAUUUUGAAGCACGAACAACCUCCACAUCAGGCAGCAAACCUGAGGAAUCUGUUGUCAAUGGAAACAUGACAUCCGACCCGAACCAGUCUAAUGAACCCAUGCAGUUUAUUGCUGUUACAUCAACUGGCCCAAACAUUUCUCAAGCCAUGGUGAUAGACAGACAGACAGACUUGAUGACCCACCUAGCUCCCUCACCUACACAAUCACCGCGGCAACCUGUUCCCCUGUCGCUACAGCAUGGUCAGUCCCACCUCCCAGCACAGCAUUAUAUCCAUCCCCCAUCACAAAUUUCCUCCCAGGCAGGACAGGGACGAACCAAGUUUGACACCCAUGCUGGUAUCUAUGGUAACGGAAUGGAGAGACAGCAACAUCCUCAAGGGAUGGAACCAAACAACAUGUACAUGCAGAGCAGCAAUGCCAUAGGGGGCAACAACUUUAUCCCUCAGGCUGUUGCCUACUCUACUAUAAUGCGUGAAUAUGGAACUCAGUUUCAAUUUAUUCCUGAUCCCUCCAACCCAAGCUAUCACAACUUUGUCAAGUAACCUCUGACCUAUCUUACCUGUGUCAUUGACAGCUGACCUCUUCUAGGUUUGUCAUGUAAAUUUGACCUUCUUACUGUUAUCUGUGACCUCUUUGACAUGAAGUAGGUAUGGCAUUAUCUUUCCAUAUUUAUAUAUAACUGAUUUAUCAGGUAGAUUUAGUUAUUAGUUCACCUGAUAUGA